Fusarium fujikuroi IMI 58289 is the source of this 696-nucleotide messenger RNA. RefSeq lists its product as uncharacterized. The coding region runs from base 1 to 696 and encodes 231 amino acids. The record is from RefSeq and is a predicted model, not a curated record. NCBI's taxonomy places the organism in Eukaryota, Fungi, Ascomycota, Sordariomycetes, Hypocreales, Nectriaceae. The transcript has a single exon.
AUGAAACCAUCCAACACUGUCUUUCAAGUUGACUUCAAGUGGAAGAAGAUGAAGGCUUUAGUGUCAGAGAAAGACCCUGAAACAAACAAUACAACACCCAAAUACAUCGUCGACUAUCAUGCCUUCAAAUGCACCUCCCUCGUCUUCCAUCCCUACGACGACCCUACAGCUGUAAUCGGUACCGGUACACUUCACCCCGUCACAAUCCACGCUACCUACGAGCUCCACGGCCAAAAGGGCACUAUCAAAGCACUAAAGCGCUUCAUGACAUCAUACACACACCUGUCAUACAACUACUCCAGCAGUCCUGACGGAACACCUGCUGCCAUGACAUGGGCCAGCGCUAGCAGCUUCAAGACAUGGGACUUUGUCUGCCUCGACGAGCAAGAUUCUGCAGUGGCAAAGUUUUCUGCCAACUGCUGGUCUCUCAAUAACGUCGGAUGUGUCGAGUUUCUAGGGUCCAAGGCCAAUGACCCUGCCGCAAGGGAAGAGAUCUUGGUCACUGGCAUGACAUUGUUUUAUCAGAUGGUCCUUCGUGCGACCAACGUCUUAUCUCUUGGUGGUUCUAUUUUCGCAAGGCCUGGGCCGUUGGACAAGGAGGCUGCGCCCAAGAGACCAAUGCAAAAUGCAGAUGGCAAGAGUAUCAAGGAAUUAGAAGCGACUUCAGGGAUGGAGCCUGGGCUUGAGAAAUCAUAG